CACCUUAGCAACCGGACGCGCUGCCCCGCCCCCUUCCCGGAGCCGUGGUGCAUGGUGGGAUUGCGUCUGCCCUGGGGUCCGGGGUUCACCCUGGCUCGGUAAAAAAUGAUGCGAGAUGUGCACCUGGCACCUGAGACGGAUGAAGAUGAUCUUUAUUCUGGUUACAAUGACUAUAACCCCACCUUUGACACAGAGGAUUUAGAAAAUGAUGCCGCUUUUCAGCAGGCUCUGAGAACCAGUCAUGGUAGAAGACCCCCAGUAACGGCCAAAAUUCCAGGUACAUCAUCUUCCCGACCUUUAGCUACUGGAUUUGGGUCAAAGACAAUGUUAUCGUCAAUGGGAAGACCUAUGACAGGAGCUAUACAGGAUGGAGUUGCCCGACCUAUGACAGCAGUUCAUGCAGCUGGUUAUACUAAAGGAGCAAUGCGAGGUUCUGCAUUUGAUCCCCUUGGUCAAGGAAGAGGUCCUGCUCCCCCUUUAGAAAUGAAAAAUGAAGACAGCCCAGAAGAAAAGAUGAAACAGUUAGAAAAAAAAGUAAAUGAGUUGGUUGAAGAAAGCUGCAUUGCCAAUAGCUGUGGAGACUUGAAAUUGGCCCUGGAGAAGGCAAAAGAAGCUGGAAGAAAGGAAAGAGUGCUGGUUAGACAACGUGAACAAAUUGCGUCUGCAGAAAACAUCAACUUAGACCUCACUUAUUCGGUUCUUUUCAACUUGGCCAGCCAGUAUGCAGCUAAUGAAAUGUAUGCUGAAGCAUUAAAUACAUAUCAAGUCAUAGUGAAAAAUAAGAUGUUCAGCAAUGGAGGCAGAUUGAAGGUGAAUAUGGGAAACAUUUAUUUAAAACAGCGAAAUUAUUCAAAAGCUAUCAAAUUCUAUCGUAUGGCUCUAGAUCAGAUUCCAGGUGUCCAUGUAGAGAUGAGGAUUAAAAUAAUGCAUAAUAUUGGAGUUGCUUUUAUUAAAACUGGCCAAUAUGCUGAUGCAGUUAAUUCAUUUGGGCACAUAAUGGGCACAUCCCCAAAUCUGAAAGCAGGCUUCAACUUGAUCCUUUGUUAUUUUGCUGUUGGAGACCGUGACCAAAUGAAAAGAGCCUUCCAAAUGCUGAUUGCUGUUCCAUUGGAAAUAGAUUAUGAAGACAAAUACAUUUCACCAAAUGAUGAUCCUCAUACUAAUUUAUUGAUUGAAGCCAUUAAAAAAGACAAUUUAAGAGAAAUGGAGCAUGAAAGGAAAACCAUGGCUGAGAAAUACAUAAUGACAGCUGCUAAAUUGAUUGCACCAGCAAUUGAAACGUCCUUUGCUGUAGGCUAUGACUGGUGUGUUGAAGUAGUAAAAGCUUCCCACUAUGUAGAGUUAGCCAAUGAUCUUGAAAUAAAUAAAGCAAUUAUGUAUUUGAGGCAAAAGGACUUCAACCAGGCUGUGGAAACCUUAAAAAUGUUUGAAAAAAAGGAUAGCAGAGUGAAAAGUGCAGCUGCCACAAAUCUUUCGUUCCUUUGUUAUUUGGAGAAUGAAUUGACACAAGCAUCUAACUAUGCAGAUUUAGCUGUGAAUUCUGAUAGAUACAAUCCAUCAGCUCUUACUAAUAAAGGAAAUACUGUUUUUGCAAGUGGGGACUAUGAAAAAGCAGCUGAGUUCUAUAAGGAAGCUCUAAGAAAUGAUUCCUCAUGCACCGAAGCACUUUACAAUCUUGGUUUAACCUAUAAGAAGUUAAAUAGAAUAGAUGAAGCUUUGGAUUGUUUUCUGAAACUUCAUGCAAUCCUUCGAAACAGUGCCCAAGUUCUCUACCAAAUAGCAAGCAUAUAUGAAAUAAUGGAGGAUCCCAACCAAGCCAUAGAGUGGCUCAUGCAGCUGAUCAGCGUAGUUCCAACUGAUUCACAUGUGCUGUCAAAACUAGGGGAACUAUAUGAUAAUGAAGGUGAUAAAUCCCAAGCUUUUCAGUACUAUUUUGAGUCAUAUCGGUAUUUCCCUUCGAACAUUGAGGUCAUUGAAUGGCUUGGGGCCUAUUACAUUGACACCCAGUUUUGUGAAAAAGCCAUUCAGUACUUUGAAAGAGCUGCGCUUAUUCAACCAAUUCAAGUGAAAUGGCAGUUGAUGGUUGCUAGUUGUUACAGAAGAAGUGGUAACUACCAAAAAGCUCUAGAUACCUACAAGGAGAUUCACAGAAAAUUUCCAGAAAAUGUUGAAUGUCUGCGAUUCUUAGUUCGUCUGUGCACAGAUAUGGGGCUGAAAGAAGUUCAAGAAUAUGUGACAAAGCUUAAGAGGGUGGAAAAGCUAAAAGAAAUGAGGGAACAGCGUGUUAAAUCUGGCAGAGAUGGCAGUGCACGUGGCCGGAGAGAAGGAAGUGCUGGUGGGGAUACUGGCAGUACCAAAGGGGAGCGACUAAGUGUCAAACUAAGAUCUUUGUCUGGAGCAAACGAGCCCUAUGAAAGCAGCAGCAAUAAAGAAAUAGAUGCCUCAUAUGUAGAUCCACUUGGUCCACAGGCAGAGAGACCAAAGACUGCAAUCAGAAAAAAGACUGAAGAGGAUGAUUUUGCUGAUGAAGAGUUAGGAGAAGAUUUGCUUCCAGAAUAAUGGGCUGUACCUUCUGACAUUUCACCGUUUAAAAGUUUUGAAAGAAAAUAAUACUUUUGCAUUAGUUUUUAAUAAUGUGAAAAAUUCUGUUUUGUAUUCAUAAUGAGUUAUGUAUAAAAUGGUAGAGGUGAAAUAAACAGUUUCUAUCAUAAAAGUAA
Molecule: messenger RNA, 2717 nt
Organism: Gavialis gangeticus (Gharial)
Lineage: Eukaryota; Metazoa; Chordata; Crocodylia; Gavialidae
Gene: IFT88
Product: intraflagellar transport 88
Exons: 26
Coding region: 106-2559 (817 amino acids)
Biological process (GO): non-motile cilium assembly; inner ear receptor cell stereocilium organization; intraciliary transport
Cellular component (GO): centriole; ciliary base; non-motile cilium
Molecular function (GO): kinesin binding
Source: RefSeq, a predicted model, not a curated record